Messenger RNA from Silurus meridionalis, 2399 nucleotides. RefSeq names its product beta-1,3-galactosyl-O-glycosyl-glycoprotein beta-1,6-N-acetylglucosaminyltransferase 7-like. Gene Ontology annotation, cellular component: membrane. The coding region runs from base 902 to 2191 and encodes 429 amino acids. Gene Ontology annotation, molecular function: acetylglucosaminyltransferase activity. The record is from RefSeq and is a predicted model, not a curated record. Lineage: Eukaryota; Metazoa; Chordata; Actinopteri; Siluriformes; Siluridae. The transcript is spliced from 6 exons.
GUUUUGGAGACAUGGUGAGAGAGGCACAAUUGGCAACAUUCCACAGGCCACAAUCAACAACCUGAUCAACUCUAUGCAAAGGAGAUGUGUUGCUUUGUGUGAGGCAAAUGGUGGUCACACCAGAUACUCACUGGUUUUUCAAAGGAGAAGUGCUCACUAACACAAAUUUAGACAGAUCCAAAAACAACAUUUCAGAGAAAUAGGCUUUUUGUGUACAUAGAAAAAGUCUUUGAGUUCAGCUCAUGAAAAAUGAGGGCAAAAACAGUGUUGUGUUUAUAAUUUUGUUUAGUAUAUAAUCUAAUUUAUUAGUAGAAAAGUAGUACAUUACAUUGUUCACAGUGUGUGUAGAAAAGUGUAUUUAAUGUCACUCCAGUAACAGGGAAGCAACCUGAUAGUUGAAGAGAUAAAGGGUUAAACUUGGCAGUUGAGCAGGUGUUUAUAAUCGUUCAAAUCUAUUUACUUAAAAACAUUUAAAUCAUUUAACACAAGCAAGCGUGUCUGAAUGACUCUCGGGGGCAGUGUUUUGUGGGAGGAGAAUGAAGAAAAAGUGGCAGGUGGCCAAGCAAGCUCUAUGUCUCAACCUGUCUCAACCUCUCUCUCUCUCUCUCUCUCUCUCUCUCUCUCUCGCAGAAGAGUCAAAAGCCAAGUGAAAAAAGAAUAGUAUGACUCCCCUCUGCGUGGCUUGUGUGAGGUUAGACUGGAGCGGACGUUCCUGAAGGUCAACGUUCUUUAACGCUUAUAAAUUUGUUAUCUUGAGAGGAAUCUGCCUAGCCUUAAAAGCUCCAGCAAUCACAAGAGUGUGAAUGGAAGUCAGUGGAACAAAAACUGUAGUGUAAACACAGCUUCCGACUUGACAUUUUACGGUGGUCCUAUGUUGUCUGGUCUGCUUUGAAGCAAGAUUAUGCUUCAGUUUGACAAAGCCAGAACGAGUUUUCUUUUAUGCCUUGGUGUCAACAUCUUUAUCAUUCUAGUCAUUUAUUUUAAGGUCAGGUUUUCAAAUGCGCCAAAGGUUGCAUCUGUCUUGAGCUGCCGUCCAUUCCCUGAAAACUGUAAAGUUUUGCCACCUACCACCCCUUACACAAGCUGGGAAAGAACAGAAUGUCAGAACUUUAUCUACUUCAACAGUCCACUAAACUGCUCCCAUAUGCAACACAAGUUUCACUUUAUUAUGAAGACCCUGAGCAAAGAAGAGGAAGACUACCCUCUGGCCUUCAUCAUCACUAUUCACAAAGACCUGGAGAUGUUUGUACGUCUGCUCAGAGCCAUUUAUGCACCACACAAUGUUUACUGUAUUCACGUAGAUGCCAAAGCUCCAAAAGACUACAGAGAAAGUGUUGAGAGAUUAGCAGACUGUUUUCCAAAUGUCUUUCUAUCCUCAGUUAGCGAGACAGUGACCUAUGCAGGAUUUUCCCGUCUGAAGGCUGACAUUAACUGUAUGGAGGACCUGGUGAAGGCUCCAGUCAAAUGGAAAAAAGUGAUAAACCUGUGUGGCCAGGAUUUUCCUGUCAUGAGCAACCUGGAGCUGGUCUGGUAUAUGCAAGAUAAAGAAUGGAUCGAUAAUAAUAUGAGUCCAGGUAUCAAACAGCCAACUUACAUGCGAUACAGGACUGAAAUACAACACAUGGAAGUCACAGGUCAACAUGUGGUAGCCUUGGACCCAAAUAAAAAAAAGUCCCCCGCUCCACACAACCUGGAGAUCUACUUUGGCACAGCCUACUACAGUCUAAAAAGAGAAUUUGUGGAAUAUGUCCUUAACAGCACAGUGGCCAAAGACCUGUUGGAAUGGUCUAGGGAUACCUACAGCCCCGAUGAGCAUUACUGGGUAACGCUUAACCAUGUGAAAGAGGCCCCUGGCAGUGAGGUAGAUGGCGAAUGGAAGGGUAAAAUUCGCGCUAUUAAAUGGAGAGACCAAGAAGGGACAGCACACCAAGGCUGUAAUGGAACUUACAUCAGGGAUAUCUGCAUCUACAAUGUUGAGGAUGUACCCUGGAUAAUUGAGAGCAACUGCAUGUUUGCUAACAAGUUUGAGAGCACAAGAUUUCCUGAAGCUCUGGACUGCCUGGAACAGUGGCACAGGCACAAAGUCUUACAGCAGGCAAAGGUGCCCAUUCAGUCAUCAUGGAAACUCACAAGAGAAAUGCAAAGGUACCAGGCAGGAAGAAAAAGAGAUAAGGUCACAGUUAAUUUGUAAACUAAAAUUGCUUUACAUUGAAUAAUUAACCCAUGGACCAAGAGCUAUUGAUAAGAUAGGUCGAAAUGAUAUACAAAGCUGUUUUAUAUUUACUAAAACGUGGCUGUAAUUACAUUUUAAGGAACUUCAGAAGAAGUGUUAAGAACACUGACCAUACAGAAUAUUCAUUGCUUAAGGUUGUGUUAUUUAUAAAGUUUAAAUUAAACUA